AUGGUUUUUUAUGUCAAGAUUAAGUACUCACUAAACCUAUUAGCACCUGAUUGUAUUGUAUCCCCUGAUCCUGCUUUACCCCUUGAUCCUGCUGUACUCCCUGAUCAUACUGUAUCCCCUGAACCUGCUGUACCACCUGAUCCUUCUGUACCCCCUGAUCCUGCUGUACCCCCUGAUCCUGCUGUAACCCCUGAUCAUGCUGUACUCACUGAUCCUCCUGUACCCCCUAAUCCUGCUGUACUCACUUAUCCUGCUGUACUCACUGAUCCUACUGUGCCCACUGAUCCUGCUGUACCCCCUGAGCCUGCUGUACCCACUGAUCCUGCUGUACUCACUUAUCCUGUUGUACUCACUGAUCCUGCUGUACCCACUGAUCCUUUUGUACACUUGAUCUUGCUGUACUCACUUAUCCUGCUGUACUCACUUAUCCUGCUGUACUCACUUAUCCCGCUGUACUCACUGAUCCUGCUGUACCCCUGA
Eurytemora carolleeae is the source of this 480-nucleotide messenger RNA. Its product is annotated as vegetative cell wall protein gp1-like. The transcript is spliced from 2 exons. The record is from RefSeq and is a predicted model, not a curated record. NCBI's taxonomy places the organism in Eukaryota, Metazoa, Arthropoda, Copepoda, Calanoida, Temoridae. The coding region runs from base 1 to 480 and encodes 159 amino acids.